Misgurnus anguillicaudatus (oriental weatherfish) is the source of this 1754-nucleotide messenger RNA. The record is from RefSeq and is a predicted model, not a curated record. Lineage: Eukaryota; Metazoa; Chordata; Actinopteri; Cypriniformes; Cobitidae.
CAAUCAUACAGUAAGAGCAGACAAGCAUUCAGCUUCACACAGCCAAAGAAUUCAACAAAUAUUUCCAUUUAAUUCGUGGAUUUCUGUGACAUGAACCACUCCAUUAUCAUGAGUUCUGCAAGGAGGCUGCGUUUUAUGUCAUGGAAUUCAAAUGGGCUCAAAUCGAAGAUACUGAAAGUGAAGACUGAAAUACAGAAACAAAACUGCGAUGUGGUUUUUCUUCAAGAGACACAUUUAGGUACUGGUAACAUUUUUGAGAACCUGAGAGAUUAUAAGUCAUUAUAUACCACACAAACAUCAACGCAUGGAGGAGUGGCUAUUUUAAUAAAAAAGGAAAUAUAUGAAGAAACCAGCUGUACAAUAGAGAGAGAUCAUGCUGGCUGCUACAUUUUGGUUAAAUGUACCCUGAAUGGACAACUAUUCACUCUUAUGAGUGUUUAUAAUUGUCAUACUAAUAUAAAACCCUUAAUGACACUCAGAAGUGUACUUGAGAAGCAUGCAGAGGACAUCUUGCUGAUUGGAGGAGAUUUUAAUGUUGCUCUGAAUCCAUAUUUGGACAGAACAUCUACAAAGAGGAAUAAAACCCAUUCACUGCUAAGACCAAUUGUGAAGGAGUUAAUGACAUCUUUCAAUCUUGUUGAUGUGUGGAGAAGAUUUCACCCAACAGACAGACAAUAUUCUUACCAGCAAAAACAUGUUGAGUCAAGAUUAGACUAUAUUUUUGUUCCAGAGGAGUCGAUGAGGUAUAUUGAAACGUGUGAUAUUUCUCCAGACAAAAGCUGCUCUGAUCAUUAUCCAGUUGUGUUUGAAGUCACUUUGUCUGGUGAUGAAAGCAAGAAACUAGAAUUAUUUCCAAAAAUCAUUAAAGAGGAGGACACAAAGGAUGUCUUAAGAUUCCAGCAAUCAGUAAUUGAUAAUUGGUUGAGCAGUAAACGUAAAUACUGGCCAAACCUAGAUUUGCCUGUAAAUUUCCAAACAUCUUUGAUGAUCAGUGUCAGUGAAGUUGAACAAGCAAUUCAGUCUUUGGUAUCGAAUCACACUGAACGUCCAGAUGGUUUACCACUCUCUUUCUAUAAGAGAUACUCAUAUUUGUGUACCUUUUAUCAAAAUAUACUUGAAAAACCAUCAAACAUCCCAGAAGGUUUCAAUGAGAGGACUAAAGUUUCUGAGACCUGUUAUAUAUUUAACAUUGACUAUCUGAUUUUAGCCACCAUUAUGGCCAGGUGGCUUGAUGAGCACUUGCAGUCUCAUUCAACAGACUACACUUUAGGCACUAAUAAAACAACAGUAUUGUUUACCUUCAAAAAGGUACAAAUGAAAAUCAAGUGGUCUUUCUUACAACAUUUACUUGUAAAAGAGCAAAUUAAACAAAGGACAGAGCCACCUUUAUUGGAUAAAUUUAACAUCACUGCUCUUCACGAGAUGCUGAAACAGAGUGGUAACCAAAAAUCACUCUUCUGGGGUUGUCCUCUGACCCCGGUGCUGAUAACAUUGUAUCUGAAACAUGUUGCUAGGGAAAUGGUGAAAAACGACCAAACAGCAUCCAUCCAUAUUUCUAGAGAGAAUGUCAUUGUUAGAUUCUCUAAAGAAAUUGAUAUACAUUUAGAAUGCAUGAAAGAGAGGUAUAGCUCUGUGGACUUCAUAAUUCUGAAAUAAGUUAGGUUUCUAAGCAACUGGGUUAUGUUUAGUAAUUACUCUGUAAAUAACAGGAUUUAAAAUGAUUUUUGUGUAGUGAAUAUAAUAUGAUUUUAACA